Oncorhynchus kisutch (coho salmon) is the source of this 5225-nucleotide messenger RNA. Its product is annotated as transmembrane 9 superfamily member 4. Gene Ontology annotation, cellular component: membrane. Bases 62 to 1999 code for a protein of 645 amino acids. Gene Ontology annotation, biological process: protein localization to membrane. The record is from RefSeq and is a predicted model, not a curated record. Lineage: Eukaryota; Metazoa; Chordata; Actinopteri; Salmoniformes; Salmonidae. The transcript is spliced from 18 exons.
AGCUAACUAGCUAGCACUAUCAACACAUUUUGCUGCUAAUAGGGAUCACGUGACGUCACGAAUGACACGUGUAUUCAAGAUGGCGGCCGCGGCGAUGGAGACGUGGUUGGCCCUGCUGCUGUUGUCCAUGUUGCCUGGAGGGGUCCAGCCCUUUUACGUGCCUGGAGUUGCUCCUAUGAACUUCCACCAGAACAGUGCUGUAGAGAUUAAGGCUGUGAAGCUGACCAGCUCCCGGACUCAGCUUCCCUAUGAAUACUACUCCCUGCCCUUCUGUCAGCCUGAUAAAGUGGUCUACAAAGCAGAGAACCUGGGGGAGGUGUUACGCGGGGAUCGUAUUGUGAACACCCCCUACUCGGUACUCAUGACCCAGGACAGGAAGUGUAAGGUGGUUUGUGCCAAGCUGAAACUCAACGUGCAGCAGAGCAAGCUGGUGGCUGAGCGCAUCCAGGAAGAGUACUAUGUUCACCUCAUCGCAGACAACCUCCCAGUGGCCACGCGACUGGAGUUCUACCCCAACAAAGAGGCAGAGGAGGAGAAGGACGUGGUGAAGGAUGUUCAGUUUGAACACGGCUACAGACUGGGCUUCACUGAGAGCAGCAAGUUCUACCUUCACAACCACCUGUCUUUCAUCAUCUACUACCACAAGGAGAAGCUGGAGGAGGAGGAAGAGCACAACUACAGAGUUGUACGUUUUGAGGUGGUUCCCCAGAGUGUCAAGGUGGAGGACCUGAAGGCUGAUAAGGGGUUGUGUACCCUGCCUGAGGCCACUAACUCAGCUCCUCAGGAGAUUGACCCCUCCAAGGAGAAUGAGGUUCUCUUCACCUACUCUGUCCGCUGGGAGGAGAGCCAGGUGAAGUGGGCAUCUCGCUGGGACACCUACCUGACCAUGAGCGACGUGCAGAUCCACUGGUUCUCCAUCGUCAACUCAGUGGUGGUGGUCUUCUUCCUCUCUGGGAUCCUCAGUAUGAUCAUCAUCAGGACCCUGAGGAAGGACAUCGCCAACUACAACAGAGAGGAUGACAUAGAGGACACCAUGGAGGAGUCGGGCUGGAAGAAUGUCCAUGGUGACGUGUUCAGACCUCCACAGUAUCCCAUGAUCCUCAGCUCUCUGCUGGGCUCAGGCAUACAGCUCUUCUGCAUGAUUCUCAUCGUCAUCUUCGUGGCCAUGUUGGGGAUGCUGUCUCCUUCCAGUAGAGGGGCCCUGAUGACCACUUCCUGCUUUCUGUUCAUGUUCAUGGGUGUGUUCGGUGGGUACUUCGCUGGCAGACUCUACCGCACGCUGAAAGGUCAUCGGUGGAAGAAGGGUGCUUUCUGUACGGCCACUCUGUACCCGGCUGUGGUCUUCUCCAUCUGCUUCGUCCUCAACUGUUUCAUCUGGGGAGAGCACUCGUCUGGAGCUGUCCCCUUCACCACCAUGCUGGCUCUACUCUGCAUGUGGUUCGGUAUCUCCAUGCCGCUGGUCUACUUGGGCUACUACUUUGGCUUCCGCAAGCAGCCGUACGAUAACCCCGUCCGCACCAAUCAGAUCCCUCGCCAGGUGCCUGAGCAGCGCUGGUACAUGAACAAGUUUGUGGGAAUUCUGAUGGCUGGGAUUCUACCGUUUGGUGCCAUGUUCAUUGAACUCUUCUUCAUUUUCAGUGCCAUCUGGGAGAACCAGUUCUACUACCUGUUUGGUUUCCUCUUCCUGGUGUUCAUCAUCCUGGUGGUGUCCUGCUCCCAGAUUAGUAUCGUCAUGGUUUACUUCCAGCUCUGUGCGGAGGACUACCGGUGGUGGUGGAGGACCUUCCUGGUAUCAGGGGGCUCAGCCUUCUACGUUCUUGUUUACGCCAUUUUCUACUUUGUCAACAAGCUGGACAUCGUGGAGUUUAUUCCUUCCCUGUUGUACUUUGGAUACACGGCUCUCAUGGUCCUGUCCUUCUGGCUCCUUACAGGGACAAUCGGCUUUUACGCAGCGUACAUGUUCAUACGGAAGAUCUACGCUGCCGUCAAAAUCGACUGACAAACACUGACUUCUGUGUAUGGAAGGAAGGAAGCAUGAGGUGGGUUUUGUGGAACAGUGCCACCCACAGGCAUAGGGAGAGAACAGCAAGAGGACGCUGCCUGAUAGCUCGACGCUCCCCCCCCAUCCCUCCGUUAUUGGUGUCCACAGAGACAGAGUUCCUCUGGGACAGUCCAUGUUUAUCCUGUGGUUCACCUUGGACACAACAUGGGCCAAAGCAUGGCAAUUGAAUUGAGCCUCUGUGUGUUUUAGUGUCUGCUUUUUUUGGAAGUUGGACAGUCAAUGAAGUGCAUUGGUUCAGAACUUCACUUUGUUUUAAAAUCAGUUCUCUGUAAAGAUGUUUUAGUCUGACCUUUUGUCUCUUGUUUCUUUCUCGCUCUCUCUGUCUUUCGGUCUGUCUGUGUCUGUCGGUCUCUUUGUGUGUGUCUCUCUGUCUGUGUGUUAGUUAGUAAUGUUAGUUUAUUUGAGUUUAAUCUUUAUUCCAGAUGGUUGGGAGGUCACAUGGUGGUAAUGGCACUAAAAAUUAUUUUGUUUAGCUUGGAAAUGGAAAUCUAACAUUGGAACAAGGAUAUUACAAUAUUCUGUUUUUAUUGCGGUUUCCAUGUCCUGAUGUGACCAUUUCAACCACAACUAAAAAUCAGAAUCUAAAUGUUUUUCCUGGAGAGAAAAAAAAAUCUCUCACAUUGAGGUAACCGAUUGUGUAAAAGGAAAUUCUCCUCCGUGAUCAAUUAAUCUGAUGUUGCUAAGGGAAGUCGAGGCUUAAGGUGGUUGAAAUAUUAAAUGUCAUGGAACAAAAAAAAGUAACUGUUGAUGGAAAAGUAGUAUUUCUCAUCUUCAAAUCACCUUUUCUAGUUUAUGAGCUUUAGCCUUGUUUUAAAACGGUUGGACACCAUUACAUUACGAGUCAAUGUAAACAGCUCCAUGGUCUCACUGAACUAUGCAUUUUUUUUUUGGGGGGGGGGGGGGUUAGAUUGAUCUUUUGUUUUGAACACCUAGUUCAGUGAGAGACACCUGCUAUUCUAACUGAAGUUAUUGGUGUUGGUUAUCCCUGAGAAUCAAUGUCUCUACUAGGAUCGCCUUAGCAACACAGUUCUGUCAAUGAGCCUCUGAAUGGAGCACAGUUGUUUCCCAUAAACAACCUCUAAAUUAAGGACGGUUGUGUUUCCCAUAAACAACAGGCCCAAUCAGUGCUGUACAAGGUUGACAAUGUGUUUUAGAUUCAGUGGAUAGGAAUUGAGCUGGUCCUUCACUGGGUUUACUCUAUCUGGCUGUCUUUACACAAGUAGCCCACUUCUGAUAUUUUCCCCAAUUAUUGUCAAAAGAGCUGAUCUGAUUGGUCAAAAUACCAAUUAUUGGCAAAAGAGCUGAAUUGGUCUGCCUGUGUAAACACCGGCUCUGUUCCCCAGAGUUAGAGUUUCCCACUGGGUCUUCACACCGUCUUGUAGCUGGAGUUCCUCUGAAGGCUGAGACUGAAAUGCUGAACAUUCUGCCUGUUGAAACACUGGCCCGACACAACAGAUAGAAUGUUCCUUUUGGGGUGUUGGGGACUAAAAACAUUAAAGACCUUUCUAUCUUGGGUAUAUUUUACUCUAUGUCUCUGAUUACAUCGGCAGCCCAAUUCUUAAUUUUUGUUUUUUUUAUCUAAGAUGAUCUGAUUGGUCAAAAGAGAAGAAAAAUAUAUCAGAAUUGAGCCGCCUGUGUAAACGAAGGCUAUCAAACGUUAUUCUCAGUGCCAGUUUCCCAGGCCCAGAUUAAGCCAAGUCCUGCACCAAAAAUGAUGAUCCAUGGACCUUUUUAAGUCCAGGAAAAGGUUUAAAUAAAAUUGAGAGCUGAGCUUUCAGGAACAUAACCUUCAGGUCAACAUUAAUACCCCACUAGAUUCUUCACCUGUUUUUUUGUUGUUGAUUAAAGAGCAUAGACACAGUCUGGUAGAGGUGUGAUUUUCACACAGCAGAGGGUGUUGGGAUAGAACUGCAGUGGAAGAGAAAAGGAGGGAACUGGUGCAGAGAGGGAAAGGGAGGGAACCGGUGCAGAGAGGGAAAGGGAGGGAACCGGUGCUGAAAGGGAGGGAACCGGUGCUGAGAGGGAAUUACUCCAUUCUGGAUGACUGAUAAUACAGUGAACCACUGAAUGAAUCAUACCUCUCUGCCUCCUGUCUCCACUCUCCCUUAACAGCUUAUCUCUGCAUCUCUCUCACAUUCACCGCUACAUUAUCCCAUCAGCCAUCUCUCUAUCACAUUCACCGUUACAUUAUCCCAUCAGCCAUCUCUCACAUUCACCGCUACAUUAUCCCAUCAGCCAUCUCUCACAUUCACCGCUACAUUAUCCCAUCGGCCAUCUCUACCCUCUACAUUAUCCCAUCAGCCAUCUCUCUCACAUUCACUGCUACAUUAUCCCAUCGGCCAUCUCUACCCUCUACAUUAUCCCAUCAGCCAUCUCACAUUCACCGCUACAUUAUCCCAUCAGCCAUCUCUCACAUUCACCUCUACAUUAUCCCAUCGGCCAUCUCUCACAUUCACCGCUACAUUAUCCCAUCGGCCAUCUCUCACAUUCACCACUACAUUAUCCCAUCGGCCAUCUCUCACAUUCACCGCUACAUUAGCCCAUCGGCCCUCUCAUUCACCGCUGCAUUAUCCCAUCGGACAUCUCUCACAUUCACCGCUGCAUUAUCCCAUCGGACAUCUCUCACAUUCACCUCUGCAUUAUCCCACCGACCAUCUCUCACAUUCACCUCUGCAUUAUCCCAUCGGCCAUCUCUCUCACAUUCACCGCUACAUUAUCCCAUCGGCCAUCUCUCUCUCACAUUCACCGCUACAUUAUCCCAUCGGCCAUCUCUCUCUCACAUUCACCUCUACAUUAUCCCAUCAGCCAUUUCCUCCCCUCUGCCAGUGUCUGAAAGUGUUCCUGAUCCACAGACAUACUUCCUCACCUGGGCCCAAAAAACAACAUUUCAGGAGAGAAUUUCUACAGAUGUUCUUUUGAUUGACAUGAGCUGUGUAUGUGUGUGAAUGACAUUCUACUAUGUAUGUAAAUGCAAAGCGUAUUAUUGUUGUUUUUUUCUCCUGUUGUGGGGCUCUGACUGUAUGUAUAAAGAUCAUGUCAUUGUUUUAGCCAAAAGCAUGGUUUUUAAGAAACUUUAUUUUUCUUUUUUUCCACGUUUUCUUUACAGAAUGUCCAGUUAUAUAAUGUAUGAAACAAUUAAAGUGCUGAUUCGUUGGAAUUUGAA